This is a messenger RNA of Armigeres subalbatus, 2193 nucleotides long. RefSeq lists its product as uncharacterized. The transcript is spliced from 4 exons. Gene Ontology annotation, cellular component: nucleus. Gene Ontology annotation, molecular function: protein dimerization activity. Lineage: Eukaryota; Metazoa; Arthropoda; Insecta; Diptera; Culicidae. Gene Ontology annotation, biological process: regulation of transcription by RNA polymerase II. Bases 245 to 2188 code for a protein of 647 amino acids. The record is from RefSeq and is a predicted model, not a curated record.
GCGAAUGAAUGUUUACUUUUUUGACAUAACUUGAUAAACUUUUGCAGUCAUUCACGCGCGUUCAUUUUUUCCUUCACAUAUUCGGAGGGUUUUUGUUCAUUCAUAUUCACGUCGAAUAUGGUCAAUGAACAUCUUCAAUUGACUAAUAAUCAUUUACGGUCAGUGAUUAUUUUCAUUUAUAUGACAAUUGAAAGUGCUUGUUCGGUUGGUUUGCGAAAAUUUUUGGAGUACAUCCGAAAUAAUUAUGGAGAAUCAAGAUCAAAACUCUACAGCAUCACCAGCGUGCUCAUCUGUCGGUGGCGAUUCUGUAAUUAAGUGUACGAAACGAAGUGAAAAUAAGAAUACUCUGGCCAGAAUCGCACUUGGUUUCAUCCGUCGAGAAGGAACAAGAGCAUCCUGUUCUAUCGACUCUGGCAGUGGCUGCAAGUAUACCCAAGAGAAAAUCGACGUGGGAAAUUUCAUCCGGCAUUUCAGGACUCGUCACCUUGAUCUAGCUACCGCAAAUGGUCUUUUCAAGGACCACGAAGUUCCUAUUAAAAAACAAAGGAUUGUUUCUAAGCGUUUGGUGGCUAUAGACAAACACCUAUUGAUGGAAUCGUUGAUGCUGAUGCUUACUGUACACAAUGUUCCCAUAAGAAGUCUCCAAUGGAGAGGUUUCAAGCAACUUCUCGAUCCAUUAGCAGUUGCUUGUGGUGUAACUGUCAACGGGGCGAACAUGAUAGCCAAUAUCAAAGACGUUGCCCAGAAAAUGCGUGAGCAUAUUGCUGCGGAGGUGAAAGGACGGUUGAUAAGCCUCAAAAUUGAUUCAGCUACUCGCCAGAAUAGGCACAUUUUGGGCAUUAAUGCACAGUAUUCGAUUAAUGACACGAUAGUUAUCCGCACUUUGGAAAUGCUUGAGGUUCAGGAGCGUCAGACUGCGCGAUUUCUAAAAUCCCAAAUUUUAGAAGUUGCUAAAAGCUAUGGCAUAGGAGUUGACCAAAUCUUCUCAAUAACAUGCGACAACGGUGCUAAUAUGCUCGCUGCAGUACGGCAGUUGAAACAAGAAAUGGAGCUAUUAAUCAGUGAUUCGAACGACGUUAACGACAUGGAAACAUUGGACACAGAGUCUCAUGAGUUCACAGCAGCAUUGAAUACGGAGCUCCAGGAAAAUUUGAACCUUGUUCGCUGUGCGGUGCACACACUUCAACUUGCCAUAUUGGAUGUGGUCAAUAAGUCAAACGCUUCAGUGAAAGCUGUAACCGAUAUCGCUAAGAAGUGCAAACAGGUCAAAUACAAACUUAGUUUCAAGACAGCAAAUAUAACAUACCCUCCGGUCUGGGGUCCAACUCGUUGGUGUGGAAUAUACGAAAUGAACUCUAGUUUCCUGACAAAUGAAAACUUUUUCAAACAGUUGGCACAGCAAUUUCCAGAGCUAGAUCUUGGUGAUACGUGGGAUUUCGUACGGAACUAUGAGCAGGCCUUUAAACCUCUUUAUAUAUGCACAAAAAACAUGCAAUCGCAGCAUGUGUCGCUACCUGAUUUUUAUCUCCAAUGGCUAAUGUCCAUAAUGGAAGUGUCCAAGCUGGCACAAAAUCCGUUUUCAGCACCAUUGAGAGAAGCGUUGACCAGCCGAUUGCAAAAUCUUCGCCAGUCUAGAGCUUUUAGAAUGGCUCUAUACAUAGAUCCUCGAUUGAACUACAUGGGAUCGAAGCUGUUCAACUUGGAGGAAAAAGAACAUAUUCAGAACUAUAUAGUUGAAACAUAUAACAGGAUUUCCUCGUACGAAAUUUCUGCACAAAACGUCAAAUUGGAAGACUCAUUAACUACCCAGGAGGACGAUUUCGACUCGUACAUCACCGAGAUGUUUGGCGAAUGUGACGCACCAGUUACAAAUGAAGCUAGUGGUUCGCGUUUUUUCCAGCAGCUCAAGGCUAUCGAAGUAGAACCUAGACAGAAUCAUGCCUACGAUGUGUGGAGGCAUUGGGUAAAUCGACGUGAUACUCAUCCUGAGCUAUAUGCCGUAGCAUCGGUGGUUUUGGCAGUACCAUCCAACCAGAUAUCAGUGGAGAGGGCUUUCAGUGCGCUGCCAUUGGUUAUGACCGAUCGUCGAGCAGCUAUUGGAGAAGAAAAUCUAAGAAACAUCCUCCUUGUGAAACUUAAUGAAGAAUUAUUCGACUCUGUUUUAUUUCAAUUGUAUCCAACGCCCUGAAUAUU